UCCCAGAAUGCAAGAUACCGACGGCGCUGCCUCUGGUUAGGGAGAGUCGUCGGCACACACGAGGACUUGCUUUGAGUGCUGAGUCGCACUGCUCUUUUUGUAGUGUCGCCGUAUUAAACCGGCUCAGUAUUUCUUUGCGAAAUAGUAAAGAUUAUCAUACAUGUAAUAGGUCACUUUUAAGGCACGUUUUAGGAGAGUGGCUAUCAAGCUAACUACGUCGUCGCCGCCACUUAGCCAUUUAGCCGCAGUAACAAGACCCGCGAUGGACUCAAGAGACACUGCCCCUGAUUCUUGGGAGCAGGAGGACGAAGUCGAGGCCCCGAGCGACACGCAGCUCCAGUCCGCCUUCACUGCCCUCAACGUGAACGCCAAGCCGUUCGUCCCCAACAUCAAUGCUCCCGAAUUCGUCCCGAUCUUUUCCCAGAAAGGGCCUUCGGAAGACCCCGAGGCCGGCGGAAAUGAUACAGGAGCCACAAUGGAAGUUUCGGAAACACUUGUACCGGUGGAGAACGGAGAGACAGAAAUGAACACAGAGGAAUCAUGGGAACAGAAGGAGGAGCCUGGUGAGGCAGAGUGUCGAAGUGGCCCCUAUGGGGACAUGGGCUCUGUGGAGGACCCUCAGCAGGAGGAGAUGAUGGAAGAGGAGGAGGAGAUGCUUGUGCCUAAAGUAGCUCCUGCUCUGCCAGACGCGCCUAAAAAAGAACACGUCAAUGUGGUGUUCAUCGGCCAUGUGGAUGCUGGGAAGUCCACUAUUGGAGGACAGAUCAUGUAUUUGACGGGAAUGGUGGACAAACGGACCUUGGAGAAAUAUGAAAGGGAAGCAAAGGAGAAAAACAGAGAGACCUGGUACCUUUCUUGGGCUCUAGACACUAACCAGGAAGAGAGGGACAAAGGGAAGACUGUGGAAGUUGGCCGUGCCUAUUUUGAAACAGAAAAAAAGCACUUUACCAUUCUGGAUGCCCCAGGCCAUAAAAGCUUUGUCCCGAACAUGAUUGGCGGGGCAUCGCAGGCUGAUUUGGCGGUGCUGGUGAUUUCUGCACGAAAAGGCGAGUUUGAAACUGGCUUUGAGAAAGGUGGACAGACGAGAGAGCAUGCCAUGUUGGCAAAAACGGCCGGGGUCAAACAUUUGAUAGUCCUCAUCAACAAGAUGGAUGAUCCUACGGUCAAUUGGAGCCUGGAUAGGUACGAGGAAUGCAAGGAGAAACUAGUGCCAUUUUUGAAGAAGGUCGGCUUUAACCCCAAAAAAGACAUUCAUUUCAUGCCUUGUUCAGGACUAACGGGGGCUAAUCUUAAAGAACCCACAGAGCUGUGCCCUUGGUAUACGGGUUUACCCUUUAUUCCACACCUUGACAGUUUGCCAAACUUCAACAGAUCGAGCGACGGUCCUGUCCGGUUACCCAUUGUCGACAAGUACAAGGAUAUGGGCACUGUGAUCCUCGGGAAGCUGGAGUCAGGAUCUAUCAGCAAAGCACAGCAGCUUGUGAUGAUGCCCAACAGGCACAUCGUCGAGGUCCUAAGUCUGCUCUCUGACGAUGUGGAGACGGACGAUGCCAGCCCCGGGGAGAACCUCAAGCUCCGGCUGAAGGGAAUCGAGGAGGAGGAGAUCCUGCCCGGCUUCAUCCUCUGCAAUGCCGAGAACCUCUGUCAUACCGGGCGCACCUUUGACGCCCAGAUUGUGAUUAUUGAACACAAAUCGAUCAUCUGCCCCGGUUACAACGCAGUCUUACACAUCCAUACCUGUAUUGAAGAAGUACAAAUAACAGCCUUAAUAUGCCUGGUAGACAAGAAGACGGGCGAGAAAAGCAAGACACGGCCGCGGUUCGUCAAACAAGACCAAGUGUGUAUUGCCCGCUUACGGACGGCUGGAACCAUCUGCCUUGAGACCUUCAAAGACUUUCCCCAGAUGGGAAGGUUUACUCUUCGAGAUGAAGGCAAGACCAUCGCUAUUGGCAAAGUGUUAAAACUGGUGCCCGAAAAGGACUAAGGGGUGUGGGAGAACGCUGGCCCCAACAGCUCUGUUAAGGGUGGACAUGCGCUGCUGUCCACUUCACCUUGUGCAAGCAGGAGAUUAAUCAGAAAUCGACCUUAAAGAAUCUCACAGCGAAUGGAGAAUUGGUUUUUAAGAAAAGCAGUAUGUAAGAAACAGUCCAGCGUGUGUCAGCUUUCUCAUAUUGAGAGCCAGCUAUGCCCGUCGUUUAUGACCCACACACUCACAUUGAUCUCUACUUUAGAUUUCAGCCGACACCUUUAUCCGUAAUCUCCUUCCUUCAUAAAGGAAGUUGGUGCAGUUAUAUUAAGUAUACAGAGUUUGCUGGUAAUGGAACUAUAGUUUAUAAAAAAUUAAUUUUAAAAAACAAACCAAAACGGAUAUGUUAAGAACCUGGUCUUACACGUGUCUCUUUUUGCAAAUCUGGAUCGGUUUCUCAAAACAAUGUUCUUGCUGCAAGCGUGAGUGCACGUUAUUAAACCCUGUUAAUGAAGUGCUCCAUGUAAAGAGGAUCCACAGAGUUGGUCAUUGUAAAAGUUUUUCAGCAAUUUUGGUUACUCCAGGCUGUACCGGUUGUUUUCAAAGAGCUAUUAUGCAGUUAUCACUGAUUUAAUAGAGUUACUCUGAUACGACUGUUCGACAGACUAAACCAUUUGUUUUUAACAUGUAAAUGCUUUAUCUUGGCCUUGUCUCAAAGCUAAUUCAUGCCCUUCCAUGCAACCCUCGGGCCAGUCUCCCUCCUUCUUGAGCCGCUUUUCAGCCUUUUGCCCCACAGGCGCCCAGACAACAGCAGCCUGUUACGUAGAGCCACGAGCUUCUGGAGAGCAGUGCGUCAUCUGGGCUGCCAUGCCACAGAGUGGCAGUGCAGCCAGCCAAUCACAACCCAGGUUUCUGCUGCUGGCCCUUCCAUCUUUCCACCACUGGCCCACUCUUAUGCGUGGGGGAAAAACAUAUUUUUGUCAAGCAGAUUGGUUCACUUUAUUUAGGUGUUACCCUCUUUUUGGUUUUCAGUUGUAAUUGGAUUAAUUCAGAAUGUGAAUAACUCGACUUACAACUCACAGCAUCUUCAUUUGAGGCGAAUUUGGGACGGUUAAUGCUCCGCUGAGAUGUGCCAACCUUUUUAUGGGGCUGUUCUCUGAUUUCAGUCUGUGUAGACUUUUUACUUUUAAAUAUUCUGAAAUUAAACAAUCCAAAAGAAAA
Molecule: messenger RNA, 3187 nt
Organism: Brienomyrus brachyistius
Lineage: Eukaryota; Metazoa; Chordata; Actinopteri; Osteoglossiformes; Mormyridae
Gene: gspt1
Product: G1 to S phase transition 1
Exons: 14
Coding region: 263-1984 (573 amino acids)
Biological process (GO): translation
Cellular component (GO): translation release factor complex
Molecular function (GO): GTPase activity; GTP binding; translation release factor activity
Source: RefSeq, a predicted model, not a curated record